Molecule: messenger RNA, 1360 nt
Organism: Suillus paluster
Lineage: Eukaryota; Fungi; Basidiomycota; Agaricomycetes; Boletales; Suillaceae
Exons: 8
Coding region: 65-1186 (373 amino acids)
Source: RefSeq, a predicted model, not a curated record
GCAUAUGUGUAAGUACUGUUGAAUUCGAUCUUCUCCUCAGCUUCAAGUUUUCCUCGUAAUAAUCAUGUUCCUACCUACCCUCGUCUCUCUUUUUUUCUUCUCUUCGGCAACAGUCCGAGCAUCUCCAUGCGUCGCUUUUGACACCAACUGGAACCUUCUUGCUUUCGGCCUCGACGGCAAAGACUGGAACGCGGGUACCCAAGACACCUGGUCCAGCAGCACUGCGGCCACAGACAUUACAACCUCUAACCGACCGCCAUUCGAUGCUGCUAACACUACGUGCUACCUCUCACAGUAUGCCAACGCCAUCUAUGCGAUCAACGCCGACUCCAAGAAUCCUUCCUCUCUUUAUAUCUACGACGCGACCGCAAAAUCAUGGUCCAUGCAGACAGUCAAUGCUGGUUCUUUCGACUACACAUCUUUCGGUGCUAUUCUAGACCAUGACACGAACGUCUUCUAUGCCUUGUCACAUGGAAACCUCUUCUCCCUAGACAUGGGCUUACUCAAAGCAGCCAAUAGCACCCCUUUGAAUUGGAUUAACGAUGAACAAGCACCUUACCCCUCGAACUACAUACCAGUCAUGGCUCUUGCGCAAAAUCACAUUCACUUUCUCGACGUCCCCAGUGUCGCUGCUGGGAGUGCAGACAUCUUCGUCAUUCAUUACUCCUACUUCCAACCGCAAGCCCAGGCUUACCCACUCCCGAAUGGGAGCGCAUUCCCUGCCACUUAUGGGUAUGCCACCUCAUUCUUCCAGGCAGAUAACACAGUUCAGCAAGAGUUUGCCUUUAUUCCUGAAGAUUUCUCCGCAACGUACAUAAUCAAUGUUGAGACGAACACCACCCAGGCUCUGGCAGCGCCCACUACCAAAGACACCAAAGCGACAUACUUUGCUGGCAUCACAGCCCUCGUGCAGCUCUCGAGCAAUGGUGCCGUGUCUUACCUCCCUUACCUUGAGGGUAACACGAGCACGAACCCCGCUGCGACAUGGGCCUCUGUGAGCAACCUCGCAGCAGCUGCCCCGCCAUCCUCUUCAAGUACUAGCGGGUCCAAUGGCAGUACUAGUGCCUCUGGCUCACAAAGUGCGACCAGUCCAAGCAGCACCACAUCUGGAGCAACUGUGGGCGCAAGCAUACAAUACAGCAUGCUCAUCGCUUGUGUCUUGUGUGUCGUUGCGUUUGCAGUGUAAAUACUAUUCUUUGUUCCGAAUAGUGAUCGUACAUUUUCAUACGGACUCUUGGUGUUAUCCACUUCAUGAUCUAACAUAGCGGACGGUUUUUUGAGAGUAGACUACUUAACGACCUCGCAAUGAUUUGUCUAAAGUUGUUAUUGCCUGGCAAUCUUAUGUCCGCUCUUCUGGGUG